AUAUUGGAGUCUAGGUUCAGAGGCGUUUCGAAGGAGUAGACCGAUGGUGGAAGUGGUGACGCUGUUUCCCUUACCCAAAACAUAGAUUUUUCAUACAAGGAGCUUGCGGAGGCGCGCGCAACCUGCCACGGCUUUCGGAUCGCGUCGCCGAAGCUCGAGUCAAGCGAAUGGACCUGGUGUAACGGUUGAAGCAAGCCUGGGCCAUACGACUGGCGGCCUCCAUGUCACACGCUUGUGUUGCAUUUUGUUCGGGUUGAGGAACAGGAGUUCUAGUUCGGAUAACUGUCCGCUUCUUCGCACACCCCGCCCCAGCAAAUUUACAAUUUUCUCACCAUUCCCCAGGGCCUUGCCGGUGCUUUUCCAAUACUACAGGAGCGGCUGGACCUGAUGCGCGGAACGCACUGGUUAGGCUUGUGUUGAUUCGCAGUUGCGGCCUCAGCAGGAUGUUCGCAGCGGUGGAGCAGGGCUUGGUGCUGUGCAGCGAUUCCAAUAUUCUUUGCAUGUCUUGGAAGGGCCGCGUACCCAAGAGCGAAAAGGAAAAGCCUGUUUGUCGCCGACGGUGUUACGAGGAAGGCUGGCUAGCAAUUGGCAAUGGCAGAGGGGUGGUCGGCGUUACUUUCACUGCUAGUCAUUGCAAGAGGGAGCGCAAUACACCGCAGAGGAUCAACUUUAAUCUGCGAGGCCACAACAGCGAGGUGGUACUUGUGCGAUGGAAUGAGCCAUUUCAGAAACUUGCAACAUGUGAUGCCGAUGGAGGAAUUUUUGUGUGGAUUCAGUAUGAAGGGAGGUGGUCGGUUGAGCUGGUCAACGAUCGUGGAGCACAGGUGAGCGACUUUACUUGGAGCCAUGAUGGUACACAGGCACUGAUCUCUUACCGAGAUGGCUUUGUGCUGGUUGGAUCUGUCAGUGGGCAGCGACAUUGGUCUUCUGAGAUUAAUUUGGAUAGCCAGAUUACUUGUGGAAUAUGGACACCUGAUGAUCAACAGGUGCUGUUUGGUACAGCUGAUGGACAAGUAAUAGUGAUGGACUGCCAUGGACGUAUGCUGGCUCAUGUAUUGCUUCAUGAAUCUGAUGGUAUCCUGGGAAUAUCUUGGAAUUACCCCAGUUUUCUUGUGGAGGACAGUAGUGAAAGUGACACAGACUCUGAUGAUUACUCACCACCACAAGAUGGCCCAACAAUGUACCCCAUACCAAUUCAGAAUAGCAAGCCAGUGCUGACUGUUAGCUUCACAUCUGGGGAUAUUAGCAUGAUGAACAACUAUGAUGAUUUGUCACCAACUGUGAUCCACUCAGGUUUAAAAGAUGCAAUUGUACAGUGGAGCAGCCAGGGGAACUUACUUGCUGUAGCAGGCAUGGAAAAAGAGAGUCACCUUUAUGAGUCGGGAAGUCUUCCACUAGUGAAAAAUGCUGCUGUUAAAUUUUAUAAUAAUCAUGGAGAACAUAUUUACACACUGGAAAGUCCCACUCAGCGCCUCAUUACAGCCAUCUGCUGGGGUCACCGUGACUCACGUUUGUUCCUUGCUUCUGGACCUGCACUAUAUGUUGUUCGAGUGGAGCAUAGGAUCGCCAACCUGCAAUUAUUGUGUCAACAGACUAUAGCGGUUUCUCUACGUGACGAAAAAGACUUCAGUAAAUUAACGCUACCACCUCGCCUUUGCUCGUAUGUCACUGCUGCUUUUGUAUCAACAAUAAAGCCUCCCAUCCCAGACCCAAAUAAUAUACGGGAUUUUGUCAGUUACCCGACAGCAGGAAAUGAAAGACUGCAUUGCACCAUGAAGCGUACAGAAGAUGACCCAGAGGUAGGGGGCCCAUGCUACACCCUGUACCUGGAAUACUUGGGUGGACUAGUGCCAAUUUUAAAAGGGAGGCGAAUCAGCAAGCUUCGACCAGAAUUUGUCAUAAUGGAUCCCAAAACUGAUGGUAAAGCAGAUGAAAUCUAUGGGACCAAUUUGAUGUCAACAAUGAUUGAUAGUUGUAAUUGUUCUGACUCCAGUGAUGUGGAACUAAGUGAUGACUGGAUUGGCAAGAAAUCUCCAAAGAUAUCUCGAGCUAGCAAAUCCCCUAAAUUGCCCAGAAUUAAUCUCGAUGCUAGAAAAUCGCCCAAACUUUCUCGAGCUAGUCAGGAGAUAUCAAAGUCUCCACGAUUACCAAUUAGGAAACCUUCCAUUGGAUCCCCAAGCUUAACUCGGAAGGAAUUUCCUUUAGAAGAUGUCACUCAGCACAACUAUCUUGCUCAAGUCACAUCCAACAUCUGGGGGACAAAGUUCAAGAUUGUGGGACUGGCUUCAUUUCUACCAAGUAAUCUGGGUGCAGUCAUCUACAAAACCAGCUUGCUCCAUCUUCAGCCCAGACAAAUGACUAUUUAUCUACCAGAAGUACGCAAGCAAUCUAUGGACUUCAUCAAUAUCUCUACAUUCAAUCCCAGUGUUUUCAGCGAAGAUGAGGAUGAUCUUGCAGUGAAUGGAACAACUGGAGCUCCAGAAAACAAUCCUCCUUGCACUGUUAACAUUCCCAUUGCACCAAUCCAUAGUUCUGCUCAAGCAAUGUCCCCUAGCCAGAGUAUUGGACUAGUUCAAUCGUUACUUGCCAAUCAGAAUGUGCAGCUUGAUAUUUUAACAAAUCAAACAGCUAUUGCAGGAGCAGCAGAACGUGGUUUGGACAAUUCCAGCCAGUAUGCAAUUUCUAACAGGUUUUCAAAUCCAGGGCAGGCAAUUUUUGGAAGUUUGGAAACCAACCGAAUGACUGGUGGAUCACAACAGCAAUCACCACAGCUUGGGGGGAUUGUACAGAUUCCCAACAUGGAGCAUGUGGAACGAGAGCCUGAGCACUCUCAGAAAAUCAAGUCAAUGCGAACAGUGCCACAGUUCCUGGAAAGCAAUACAAUGGCAUUCUGCACAACCCCCGAAGUGCAGUUAGCUAAAAUAAAUGCACAUCCACCUCCUCCAUAUCCAGGGACUUUAGUAGCUUCUGCAGCCACCUCUGCUACUACUCCACCAGCAGACAUUUGUCUGAAAAAAAUAGAUCUCUCCCUCUUUCCUACUAGACAUCUUCAAACCCCUCUAGGUUAUGAAAGAAUCACAACAUUUGAUAGCAGUGGAAAUGUUGAAGAAGUGUGUAGGCCUCGCAUGAGAAUAUCAAGCAAUCAAAAUACGUAUACACUUCCAGGCCCAGGACAGUCACCUUUACAGUUGCCUUCAGCAGAUGCUAAGAAGGUACAGCAGGUAUAUGGCACAUUAAAUAGGCUGAGUGUUGCUCACUGUGUUAUUCCUAGUGGAGAUCCACCACCUUAUCCUGAUGCCACCAAUAGAAGUCAGCGUAUUGAUAGUAACACUAUACAAGUGCCAUUGCGAAGUGAGAGCAAAGAUUCCAUAGCAAAAGUGACUCAGCUGUUAGACUCACAUAGGGUUAUUCAACAUGGUCAUAAACUCAAGAACAAUUCUGUGUCUGCACAGUACCAGCAAACCUCUCUCAGAUCUCCACCGGCUCUCUAUACGUGCACUCAGUGCAUCAACAAUGGAAGCAACAAUAGUAACAUUAAUAGUAGAUCAGAAUUACCUACUGGGACUGGCUCUCAGCUUAGCACUGUAAUUGUCCACUCAUCUAGUACAUCACCCCUCUCUUCUCAGUCAUCCUAUAAUCUGCUAAGUGUUCCAGACAAUUGUCAGGAUAGAACUGAAUAUGUUAAUAAUGCUUUCAGUGAGGAUGAAUCUAUUUUGCAGCAUUGUCAAUUUGAGAAAUCCAUUAGACAUAUUACAUUAAAUAAUGAGAUCAACAUGAGCAUGAAGCAAUCUCUCCCAUAUCAGUGGGACCAAACAGGGAGUGAGGAAAUUUGGAUUCCACAACAACCAACUCAGAUUUCUGCAACAGCGUGUCAUAAACCACCAGCACUCAUCUUGGAGCAAUCACAUGUGGAAAUCCCUCAUGUACCAAUCAUUCCUAUUAAAUCUACAAAUAGUCCAACAGUCACUUUCCAGUCAAACUUUGGAUUCACAUUACCAUAUCCACUAAGUUACAGCGCAUCUCCUAUUGCAGCCUUUCAGGCUUCAUUUCCUUCUUCAGAAGCUAUAAUCCCACCUCCAUACCCACAACAAGACUCUUCUGUAGUCGUGCAAUCUGGUUAUCCAGCUAACAUUGGCUGUUGUCCAUUGCCACCAAUGUAUCCAACCAAUAACACAUUUUCUAGUCUACAGCUUCCCCCGAUUACUUUACAUCAAUGGAAUACUUACAGUGCUUGUUCCCUGAUGCAUAGUUCACAAAGUACGUUGAGCUCAAAGCCAGACGUGCUUGUUGAGAAAGCUGGAAUGCCUUCAUUUUCAACAGAGUUUCAACACACGGGAACUGAGGCAAUUAUCGAAACAGCAGACAACUUCCAAGAGGUCGUCUCUCUGACAGAAUCCCCUGUGCCCCUACGAACAGAUAGAUAUGACAAGAAAAGCCAUAAACGGUUAGACAGCAGACCAGAGGAGGCAAAUAUGCGAGCUGUAACUGAAGGAAAAAUGAAAAAAGAUGCAAAGGUGCUUACAGACUUCAAUUCUCUAAUUUCUAGCCCGAGACUAGGAAGAGAAAAGAAAAAAAUCAAAAGUCAAAAAGAUCAGAUAAAAUCCAAAAAGCUGAAUAAAAUGAGUGAGUUUCAAGACAGCUCAGAAAGUGAGCCAGAGUUAUUCAUUAGUGGAGAUGAGUUCAUGAAUCAGAGCCAGAGCACCAAAAAGGUUUGGAAAACUAAGAGAAACUUAAGGACAGCAAAUGAAACGGAUGAACUGAAAUGUCGAAGGGCAAAUGAGAAAGAGGACGGGAAAUUGGGGAAUCAAGGAUUUGUGUAUGUAAUGGCUAACAAGCAGCCACUCUGGAAUGAGGCAACACAAGUAUAUCAGUUGGACUUUGGAGGAAGAGUGACCCAAGAGUCUGCAAAAAACUUCCAAAUUGAGUUGGAAGGACGACAGGUGAUGCAAUUUGGAAGGAUUGAUGGUAAUGCGUACAUCUUAGAUUUUCAGUAUCCAUUUUCUGCAGUGCAAGCUUUUGCUGUUGCAUUAGCUAAUGUUACACAACGUCUGAAAUGAAUGGGAAGAACCAAAGUGUUUUCUGGAGCUGAGGAUCAAAAUCUCCACGAUGUAUGUUGAAAGCACCGUGACUGAAUCGGUCUGGGCAGCCACAUCACUGCGUUUGACUUUAAAGGAUCACAGAUCUCCUAUUUAGUCUUGAACAAACAGGAAGGUGGAAGAGCAUGCUUUUCAGAUGCAUGCCAUGAUGAUUACAGUUCAGAAACCUUGCUGUUCUGUAGAUCUUUUGAUCUGAUUACAUGCUUGUUUGAAUAACCCAGUAGAAUAUGUUUACCUGUUGACUAGAAGGCCUUAUAAUAUGGUGUAAUUUCUUUUUUUCUUGUAACAAAUACAGAAUCUUGCUUUCUUUGCUGUUUUUUUUAAUUACAGUGGUAAUACUUGAACAACACACAGGAUUCCUGGGAACCGGAAUGAGUUUUGAAUAUGGUAUUAGUAGAUAGGUUAUGUCAAUAUUGGUGAGCACUGGAAAGAACAAUUUAAGUAGCUCCUAAGUUGGAAGUACAAGGACAUUGAAAUCUUCAGAAGCAUUUUUGAGAUAGAAAGUUUUAAUAGUCAUUGCUUUGAAAUUAAUAUUGUGUUUUUGUUGAGCUGUUUUAGUGCUAAAUAUCAUUUCAGUUUGUCAAGUUUUAUUACUCUCAGUUUGUUUUUCUUUAUUUCUGAUGACAAGCUAAGUAGACAUGUAUCUCUGAUAGUGAAUUGUUUCCAAAUUGAUCAGCAAAUGACUAAUUUUGGGUAAUAUCUGUAAAGUAGGGGGACCAAACAUUCAUAAAUAUGCAAUGCUAAAGGAUGUGCUACUAUUUUCUAUAUUUUUAGAUAGCUUUUUUUAUAUUUGAUUUAGAUGGUGAUGCAGAUGUGAACUGCUGUGGAAAGUGGUAGUGCUUGCUGUCACGGGGUUUAGGUAACUUGAAUAUGGUUAAUAUUUGUUGUAUUGCUAAGUCAUGAAUAUUUUAAAUUUCAUUUUGAAGAGAAAUUCCAACCAACAUCAUGAGUUUGGAUUCAAACAUAAUGCUUGACAAGA
Molecule: messenger RNA, 6075 nt
Organism: Hemiscyllium ocellatum (epaulette shark)
Lineage: Eukaryota; Metazoa; Chordata; Chondrichthyes; Orectolobiformes; Hemiscylliidae
Product: tubby-related protein 4-like
Exons: 14
Coding region: 444-5057 (1537 amino acids)
Molecular function (GO): protein binding
Source: RefSeq, a predicted model, not a curated record